Messenger RNA from Penicillium olsonii, 930 nucleotides. Lineage: Eukaryota; Fungi; Ascomycota; Eurotiomycetes; Eurotiales; Aspergillaceae. The record is from the annotation of a GenBank genome assembly.
AUGCCUCCGAAGAGAAAGCAAUCCGUUCAAUCUGGAACUCCUCCUCCUAACAAGAGGAAGAGGGCUAGUUCCCCCAAGGCGAAGGCCGCCCCCAAGGAGAAGGCCGCCCCCAAGGCGAAGGCCGCCCCCAAGGCGAAGGCCGCCCCCAAGGCGAAGGCCGCCCCCAAGGCGAAGACCGCCCCCAAGGCGAAGGCAACUGCCAAGCCAAAGGCGACCCCCACCAUCAAAGUCGAAGAGGGCUCUGAUGACGUGAAAGUCUCCCAGGAAGAGGAUGUGUCUGAGAACAAGGAUGUGUCUGAGAACAAGGAUGUCUCUGAGAACAAGAAUGUCUCUGAGAACAAGGACGUUUCUGAGGACGAGGAUGUGUCUGCGAAGAGGAACGACUCUGCAGUCCUUGAAGUCCCCGAGCUGAUUCUGUCCGCAAGCCAGACAAAGCUGCUGGCGCUUGGGAGCUACUGGCACGAUAGCAAGGGACCCAUUGACUAUGAACUACUUGCUCGAUUCGCGGGACUGAAGACGUCCUCUGCCCGUGUUCUCUACCGUGCUGCUCGACGCAAGGUUGACCUACACAUCUCCGACUUUUUUACCAGUGUGCCACGCAGCCCCCAGCCAAUCAAGUCUUUCCCCGACCCUGCUUUCGAGGGCAAGGCCGGCAGGUCCGACGAAUCCAGCGACGGCGAAAUCCCGUCCAGCCAGACCACAGGUUACUCUGGUGGCAAGCCCGCUAUCACUGUCUAUGAUCCAUGGGCGGAUGACCCUGUUGGAUCGUUCACUGCAACCGAGGUUCAGCGCAUGAUGGAUUCUGAUUAUGAACUCCCAGAGCAGGGAAGCCCACCUGACACCAUUAGCGAUUGGAGUUCCGAUGUCCCGGACCUCAAAUCCGAUCCCUCGCAGUCUGAGCCUGCCUCAGGAUCUGAGCCUGAGGCUUAG